AUGGCAUACCAAGGCGGCCCAGAGUCAUACAUGCUCAAUGCCUGUUCUUCCGGAGAUACUUCGACUUUACAACAGCUUUUCACUGAUCACGGCAUUCAACCCGGUAGUAAACCAGUCUAUCCAAAAUUGAUUGACCCAGGUAGCCCCCAAGAAGUAUUAACUACAACUAUGGGGCUCCAAAUUCCCCCUACCAGCAAAUUGCUCGAGCGAGCUGUAGCAGCGAAACAAGUUGCCAUCGUAAAGUUUAUUCUUCAGAUGUACCCCUCGUUCUCACUCAUGCAGGAGCACGGGAUCGUCCGCACGGUCCUCGAGCACCCCAAUCCAGAAAUAUUACAAGUUCUCUGCGAUCACGAACGUAACUUUGUUAACUUCUCUGUCGACUACGGCAUGCGGUGCUUUCUGACGGAUGCGUGUGCCCGGCCGGCGGAGGAGAUCGGACCGGUGCUGCACGUGUUACUAGACUACGGCGCCGACGUGCAUGAUGGGUGGGGCGCCGGUGGAGGCGCGUUGUAUGCGGUGGUGAUUGGUGGGCAGUCGCUUGAGAUUGUGAAGAGGAUAUUGGAGAGGACUGGUGCGGUUAGUAGGCGGAAUGUUAGUGAGGCUAUAUGGCGGGGUCGGGUGGAUGUCGUUGAACUGUUUUUAAAUCAUAGACGGUUUGGUCCGGGGGUUAAGCCGGAGGAAAUUGUUGAAGAUGCGGAGAAGUCGGGGGAUAAGGAAAUUAUUGUUGUCGUGCGGUCUUGGGCUCUGCAGGCCAAGGGGAAGGGAAAGAAGGGGUUAUUUGUAGGAUAUUGGGAAAGGGUUAGGAAUCUUGCCAAAAGUAUAAUAUGA
This is a messenger RNA of Daldinia childiae, 828 nucleotides long. RefSeq lists its product as uncharacterized. The record is from RefSeq and is a predicted model, not a curated record. Lineage: Eukaryota; Fungi; Ascomycota; Sordariomycetes; Xylariales; Hypoxylaceae. The transcript has a single exon. The coding region runs from base 1 to 828 and encodes 275 amino acids.